Ruditapes philippinarum (Manila clam) is the source of this 1395-nucleotide messenger RNA. RefSeq lists its product as uncharacterized. The record is from RefSeq and is a predicted model, not a curated record. The transcript has 7 exons. The coding region runs from base 268 to 1395 and encodes 375 amino acids. Lineage: Eukaryota; Metazoa; Mollusca; Bivalvia; Venerida; Veneridae.
UGUUGUCCUAAGAUUAAUAUUUAGCAAAUAAUAAACUACUUUCGUGUUAUACAAAGAUGUGUCAUUGCAUUUUUCACAAAUGCAGUAUUGUUCUUAUCAUUAAUAUGAUAAUUUACUUUUUUGCUUCAUUGUAUAACUCUUUUUAUUGGGGCAACUAAAUUUUAGAAUUUAGGUGAUUUAAAUCACAAGUAGUUGAUAGUGAGACAUAAUCACUAGUCUGGAUUACCUGCCCUUUGUCUAAACAAAGAGUCAGGCACAAACCAAAUAAUGGCGGCGGCGAUGGAAACGAUGGAUCACAACUACAUUAGAGCCCAAAAUAGGCUGCCUGGUUUCCAGGUAAUAGAAAUGCGAUCUGGACCGGACCACUCCUAUGUCAGACACAAAGACUCUACCCCUCAGAAACGGGGAAGUAAACGAAACUUAUCGACUCCAACAGGAAAGACACCUAAACAUGAAAAUAAACGGAUUGAACUGGAUGAACGAAUCAAGCAUAAUAGAUGGUCGGCUGAUGAGAAGUCUUUCUUGAGGGAAUACAGCCAGGCGUCAACAAGAGGAGAAUCUGAAAAUAGUUUCUGGAACAAUUGUGCGACAGCCAUGAACAAGAAGUUUGGUGGAAAAAACAGAACAGGAAAAUCUUGUAAGAUGGCAGCUUGGCGGUUGAGCCUUACCAGUACAUCUAGCAACACAGCAUGUACCUCUUCAGCUGCUGAAGAUUUUGGAGAUUUUACACAGCUGCCGGAGACAAACGGUUGUGAUGUGGGAACACAGACUGAGUGGUCUUUCAAUAGAAAGAAUAGGACAAGCAAGCAAGAUUGGAUAUUCUUUGAGCCACGAAAAUAUCUGCAGGGGACAAAGAGCAAGUGUGCUGAGACGUUAAAUACUGCUGCACUGAGACGUCUAAGGACCUAUUCAGAGCUAAAGGAAGAGGACAUACAUGAGAUCAUAAAAAAAUUAUGUUCCAGCUCUUCACAUGAAGUUGCAGCCCACCUGUUGUCGUCACCCUUGCGAGGAAGUAUUAUUGUGGAACUUCUGAAUGAAAUUGAAUUUGCAGCAAAAGAAUGCUGCAACAAGGAAAGUGUUUUGGCCCAAAAGGAAUUCUGUGACUUGACUGAUUUUAACUGGCAUGAACUCAUUGGUGAACUUCUUGAACAACAACCAUUGCUAGCUGAUGUUCUCUUGGCAGUGUCACUACCAACAUCAAAAAUAGGGAAUACCAACAGUGUUCAUAAACUUAUACCGGUUUUAUCAACUGUGUUUGGAAUGCUGAUGAAAACCAGAUACCAAGAGCUGUCUUUAGUUCAGAAGAUCAUUGCAAUGACUUUGGCUAAUGAACAGACAAGCCAAAAAGUAAAUUGUGUUACAAGUAUGUUUUGUUGCCUUCAGACAUUGUGUUAA